Rangifer tarandus platyrhynchus (Svalbard reindeer) is the source of this 222-nucleotide messenger RNA. NCBI's taxonomy places the organism in Eukaryota, Metazoa, Chordata, Mammalia, Artiodactyla, Cervidae. The record is from the annotation of a GenBank genome assembly.
AUGGUCAUCAUCACUCGAGAGCAAAGAGAUAUGGUGCCCAUCCCCAAAACCGGCCUCAGCCAGCUGGGCUGCUGGAUGUCCGAGGAGGAUUUUGAGAAAGCGUUCGACGUCCGAUUUCCAGGGCGCAUGAAAGGUCGCACCAUGUACGUCAUGCCGUUCAGCAUGGGGCCCCUGGGCUCUCCUCUGUCCAAGAUUGGCAUCGAGCUGACAGACUCACCCUAA